Molecule: messenger RNA, 1003 nt
Organism: Elaeis guineensis (African oil palm)
Lineage: Eukaryota; Viridiplantae; Streptophyta; Magnoliopsida; Arecales; Arecaceae
Product: germin-like protein 3-1
Molecular function (GO): manganese ion binding
Source: RefSeq, a predicted model, not a curated record
GCCUUUCUUUCUGAAAAAGAGAGCAAACGAUGAGAAAAUACUCAUCUUUUCCGACCCUUUUCCCCUUCCUUCUGCUAUCCCUCCUCUUCUCCCCUUCCAACCCCGACCCCGACCUCCUCGUCGACUACUGCGUUGCCGACACCUCCCCCGCCGGCCAGUCCCUCCACCUCAACGGCCUCCCCUGCCUCGACCCCGCCCUCGCCCGCCCCUCCCACUUCGCCACCUCCAUCCUCUCCAUGCCCGGCAACACCGCCGCCAACCCCUUAGGCUUCAACGUCACCCUCACGACUGCCGCCGCCCUCCCCGGGGCCAACGCCCAGGGCCUCUCCCUCGCCCGCGUCGACCUCGCCGGCGGCGGCCUCGUGCCCCCCCACGCCCACCCCCGCGCCUCCGAGGUCGCCCUCCUCCUCCAUGGCGACCUCCUCGUCGGAUUCGUCGACACCUCGUACCGCUUCUUCACCCAGCGGUUGAGGCCGGGGGACGCCUUCGUUUUCCCGAGGGGGCUGGUUCAUUUCUUGUACAAUUUGAAUCCGGUGGCGCCGGCGGUGGCGGUGUCGGGGCUCAACAGCCAGAAUCCGGGGGUUCAGAUGAUGCCGCUGGCGGCGUUCCGGUCGGAUCCAAGGAUUCCGGAGGUGUUGAAGAAGACCUUCAAAAUUUCCGCGCAGGAUAUGCACAGGAUUCAGAAGAAUCUUGGGGGGUUAGAUACUGGUCUUGUUUGAAUGUCGGAUAUGAUGACGAGUUAAGAGUUGCAUUAUAAACAACAUACGUUUACAAAUGGAGAUUUGUUGAGGACCGACAUCUAAAUCUGUCCUACGAUGGAAAUGGAAAAUGCGAAACCAACUUACAUCAUAUGUAGACCAAGAUCGCCUGCAAGCUAUCCAAAAUCACUAAGCACCCCUCCACAUGUUGGCAAGAAAUAUUUGUUUGGACCAGGUCCACCACUGAGCUUGUGGUCCAGUCCAACCAGAACGCAACAACAAAAUGAUCCCUCAGAUCAUCAGCC